Aspergillus ibericus CBS 121593 is the source of this 1665-nucleotide messenger RNA. Its product is annotated as MFS transporter. The record is from RefSeq and is a predicted model, not a curated record. The transcript is spliced from 3 exons. Bases 108 to 1610 code for a protein of 500 amino acids. NCBI's taxonomy places the organism in Eukaryota, Fungi, Ascomycota, Eurotiomycetes, Eurotiales, Aspergillaceae. Gene Ontology annotation, molecular function: transmembrane transporter activity. Gene Ontology annotation, biological process: transmembrane transport.
UGCGCGAUGGUCUGUUGUCGAAUCUACUGUCGGCCCGGUGCCCUAUAUAAAGAUCACCACCGCCGGCCUUGGCUUUUGUCCACCAUGUCAGUCACUGCGCCUUCACCAUGGACCCCGAAUCUUCCACCGCCAGUCCGGAUCAAUCCCUUCAUGAAAUCCAGCAUGACAUCGAGAAAGCAGCCCCCUCCCCACCGCCGGUUGCGGAUCCGAAUCUGGUGACGUGGGAACCUGGCGACAAGGAAAAUCCGCAUACGUGGAGUCCGACGCGGCGGUGGGUGGUCACACUGGUGCUGAACACGCUGCCACUGUUUGUCAAUAUCGGGUCCAGCAUCCUCAGUGGCUCGUCGGCCGACAUGGAGAAGGAAUACCACGUAUCUUCCGAAGUCACGAUCCUGAUCACCAGUUUAUUUCUGCUGGGCUUCACCUUUGGCCCGCUCAUGUUCGGCCCGCUGUCGGAACGCAUCGGGCGCAAAAUCCCCAUCACCAUCGGCGUGACCCUCUUUGCGACCUUCUGCAUCCCGAUCGCAGUGGCCCAAAACUACUACACCAUCAUGAUCAGUCGCUUCUUCAGCGGUCUGUUCGGCUCCGCCGCCAUGGCCGUCACCGGCGGCGCCAUCGCCGACAUCUGGCCGGACCCGAUCAUCCGCGGCGUGGGCAUGGACAUCUUCAUCCUGACCGGUUUCUUUGGGCCCAUCAUCGGCCCUAUCAUCGGCAACUUUAUCACCCAGAGCUAUCUGGGCUGGCGGUGGGUCAUGUGGGUGACCGCGAUUGUUGCAUACGCCUUCAUCAUUGUCGCCUUCUUUGUCGUCCCCGAGACAUACGCUCCGGUCCUGCUGACCCGCAAAGCUGCCCGGUUGCGUCUGCAGACGAAACAGUGGGCGCUGCAUAGUCGCCUCGAGGAGAGCGACACGGACGCGAAAACCUUUGCCAAGGCGUAUCUGCUGCGACCGUGGGUGUUGCUGGCGACGGAGCCGAUAUAUCUGGUGGUCACGAUUUACAUGGCAUUUGUGUACGGUCUCCUCUUCCUCUUCUUCGAAGGCUUUCCGAUCGCAUUCGAGCAGGUCCGUGGCUGGCGGCCACAGAUCGCGGCUCUACCCUUCCUGGGCCUGGCGAUCGGGGUCAUCAUCGCGGGCGUCGCCAUUAUCUGGUACACCAUGACCGUCUACAAACGACAGAUCCAGUCAACGCCAGGACUGUCGGUCCCGGAACGUCGCCUCCCGCCGAUGAUGGUAGGCGCGGUGCUGCUGCCUCCAGGCAUGUUCUGGGCCGCCUGGACCAGCCACGCAUCCACCCCGUGGCCCGCGCAAGUGGCCGCCUACAUCAUCGUGGGAGCGUGUCUGUUCACCAUUUUCGUGCAGGGCUUCAAGUACAUCGUGGACGUGUAUUUGAAUGUCGCCAACAGUGCCAUCUCGGGCAAUACCUUUCUGCGUAGCUUCUUCGGGGCCGGGUUUCCGCUGUUUUCACCCGCGCUGUACCACAACCUGGGGGUGCCGUGGGCGACCAGUCUGCUGGGGUUUAUCGCGCUGGCUCUGGCGCCGGUGCCGUUUUUGUUUUUCUUUUACGGCAAGAAGAUUCGGUCGUAUUCGAAGAAUGCGUUGGUGGAUGCGUAGUGCAUGAAGGAUUCGGGGGUAAAAGGCCGAGGCGCGCUUCUCGGGCCGUUCGGAC